AUGGAAUACGCGGAAAAUGGGAGUUUAUUGGACAUCAUCAAAAGAGACGGUAAAAUAGACGAUAAUAAAGCUCGAAAAUGGUUUAUGGAACUUGUUAACGCUGUAGAAUAUUGCCACUCAAAAGGAGUCGUACACAGAGACAUAAAAUAUGAAAACUUGUUGAUGGACACCAGUUACAAUAUCAAGUUAUCGGAUUUCGGAUUCGCUCGAAAUAAUAUGAUAAAGAAAAAUGGUCAGAUGAAAAAGAGCAGCACGUUCUGUGGCAGUUACGCUUACGCCUCACCAGAAAUAAUAAAAGGCAUAUUUUAUCAGCCCAAUACCUCUGACAUUUGGUCCAUCGGAGUAGUGCUUUACGGCAUGAUAUUUGGAACUCUGCCCUUUGAGGCUUUGACCAUACAAAUUAUCAAAAGUUACUAA
Macrosiphum euphorbiae (potato aphid) is the source of this 417-nucleotide messenger RNA. NCBI's taxonomy places the organism in Eukaryota, Metazoa, Arthropoda, Insecta, Hemiptera, Aphididae. The record is from the annotation of a GenBank genome assembly.